This is a messenger RNA of Ilyonectria robusta, 1330 nucleotides long. RefSeq lists its product as uncharacterized. The transcript is spliced from 3 exons. The record is from RefSeq and is a predicted model, not a curated record. The coding region runs from base 131 to 991 and encodes 286 amino acids. NCBI's taxonomy places the organism in Eukaryota, Fungi, Ascomycota, Sordariomycetes, Hypocreales, Nectriaceae.
GCGGCUCCCUUAACAAUUUCUCACUACCAAUUUUCCCAUUGAUCGAGCCGUCGACUUAACAGCUUCUAACCUCGUCCCGCCUUGGGUCUCGUGCCUCUUCUCCGUGUCGACCCCACCAGCAUCCAUCAUCAUGAAUAACAAGAAUUGGAAUGACAGGGCAGACAAAGAUCUCUUUUUUACCAUUUUGUCGGUGAAAAACAUUGGUAUCAUCAGUGGCGCGGAAUGGACCACCAUCGGCAAUCACAUGAGAACUCUGGGAUAUGGCUUCACUAAUGAAGGAUGUCGUCAACACUUCCAAGGCCUCCGCCGGGCCCAGAACAAGGCCGAGAUUAAUGGCACCGGCGAAAGUUCACGGAAGAACGAUCCAACGAUGAACCCCAUCACACGUCGCCCUGGUCCUGGGCGAGGCCGGCCUAGGAAGCAACCACCGGUUCCAGUAGAGGGUGCGCUCAUAAUGGGUGGCCUUGACCCCGAGAUCCCCGACACCAAUCAUCCUGGCGCUCAUAUCUCUGGCGAUCCUGGAUCUCUGAUGCCCAUCCCUCCGCCUGGCACUGCUCUCUCACUUCCGGUAUCUUUGACCGCUGAGCCGAUGGUCCAGCCGUUAGCUGGCCCGCCUAUGACAUUCCCCAGCCCGCCUCAUGAACCUGAGCUGCCUCAGCAUCCUCCCCAUCUUCAUCCUCUCCAGGGUCAGCAACCUCAGGAUCCUCAACAACCUGCACAACCCCUACAAGAAGAUCCGAAACUCAUUUCAGGUCAACCGCCAAGCGAAGAGUCUGUUGAGCCAAUCGAUGUGUCUGCGGCUCCUCCAGAGUCUCUAAGCCGAGUGCAUGAUCUUGAUGCCGAAGGCGAGGAACCUGAUGCGAAACGACAACGACUUUCAUCGCCGGACGACACAAAGGAGGAACUGGAUGAUGAGGCUGUUUUAGCACUUGCUGCACACAGUGGCCCAACAGAUCCAUUUCCUUCCGAUUUCUCAUAUGGAGAGGCGUAAUUCCAGCAGUUUGAUGGAAUUCCAAUCCCUGGGAGUGGGUGUUGAUGUCUGAACUUGAGCCAGGUACAUCACUUGUUCUUGCUGUAGCAAUUAGUUGGCGCACGGAGCAAGAGGCCCUCGUCGUAUAUGCUGUGAGAUUCUGGGCGAUAUUUUGGGCCCUUUUGGAGCGGGUUGUAUCAACAACAAUGGUCUUUGUUUGGAGUUCACAGAUUUAGGUAACGAGGCAGCGGGUUGGACGAGUGGUAUUAGUGCAGAUGUUUUUGUGCAUGGGGUUGAUAGAAGCUAGCAAUGACCUUAUUGGCACUGGCAAACAAACAGUCCAGGCGACAAACACUCAGA